AUGUCUCAAAAUUCAGAGGCAACAUCCUCCGGAAGAAACGUCUCUAAUAAUAAUAAUCAAAAUAAAAGUAAAAAAGAUGAGAUUCGACGCGUUCCUUCGCCAUCGUCGCAUUUUAUUGCUGGAGGAGUUGCAGGGAUGCUUGGAGCAAUUGCUACAGCUCCUUUAGAUGUUGUCAAAACGAGGCUUCAGUCAGACUUCUACAAGGAUCGAGUCCUGAAACAAUCUGGGCCAAAACAUGGACCUCGAGCUAUUUACAGGCAAUUUGUAGAUACUUGCUUAAUUUUAAAUAAUGUCCGAUUACAAGAGGGUGCACGGGCUUUAUUUCGAGGGCUUGGACCCAAUUUGGUAGGAACGAUUCCAGCUCGAUCCAUCAAUUUUUUUUCUUACGGCAACGGAAAACGGAUUAUUGCUGAUCAUUUCAAUGAUGGCAAGGAAUCAUCUCAAGUCCAUUUAGUUUCUGCUGCCAUAGCAGGGGUCAUCACCUCUGCUGCUACCAAUCCAAUAUGGCUAGUGAAAACCAGAUUACAGUUGGAUAAACGAAGCGGACAAACAGCCCGCUAUAAAUCGUCAUUGGAUUGUAUAAUAAAAACGGUUAAAGUGGAAGGAAUCGCAGGUCUAUAUAAAGGUUUAUCAGCGAGCUUACUAGGAGUUGGUGAGAGUACGUUGCAGUGGGUUGUUUACGAAAAAUUCAAGCACACUGUUGCUCUUCGACAACAUCAAAGACGAGAGCUUGGCUAUAAAGAUACUUUAUAUGAUAAAUUUUUGGAUUGGUCCGGUAAACUGGGAGGUGCGGGACUUGCUAAGUUCAUUGCUGCUGCCAUUGCUUAUCCACAUGAAGUUGUUCGUACACGGUUAAGGCAAAGUCCUUCAACAAAUGGGGUACUAAAGUACAAUGGUUUGUUGCAAUGCUUUCAGCUAGUUUGGAAAGAACAGGGUGUUGCAGGCCUAUAUGGCGGGUUAACAGCUCACUUACUUCGAGUUGUCCCUAAUGCCUGUAUACUUUUUGGAAGUUAUGAGGUUAUCAUGCAGUUUAUUGGCUAA
Messenger RNA from Schizosaccharomyces osmophilus, 1041 nucleotides. It is a transcript of the gene rim2, whose product is annotated as mitochondrial carrier, pyrimidine nucleotide Rim2. Gene Ontology annotation, molecular function: pyrimidine nucleotide transmembrane transporter activity. The transcript is spliced from 2 exons. The record is from RefSeq and is a predicted model, not a curated record. Lineage: Eukaryota; Fungi; Ascomycota; Schizosaccharomycetes; Schizosaccharomycetales; Schizosaccharomycetaceae. Gene Ontology annotation, biological process: pyrimidine nucleotide import into mitochondrion. Gene Ontology annotation, cellular component: mitochondrion. Bases 1 to 1041 code for a protein of 346 amino acids.